This is a messenger RNA of Saccostrea cuccullata (small rock oyster), 1956 nucleotides long. RefSeq lists its product as uncharacterized. Bases 1 to 1956 code for a protein of 651 amino acids. Gene Ontology annotation, molecular function: catalytic activity. NCBI's taxonomy places the organism in Eukaryota, Metazoa, Mollusca, Bivalvia, Ostreida, Ostreidae. The record is from RefSeq and is a predicted model, not a curated record. The transcript has a single exon.
AUGGCCAUUUCGUGCAGACUGAAGUUUGUGUUCAGUCAGCCAUUAAACACAGUCGGCCAGGUAAUUCACCUGUGUAAAGGAGCGCUACGUAGGACCAGACGCGGAACUAGAGCAGGGAUACGUGUUCAGCGAGAAAUUCGCGUUCUCACAAGUAAGAAUUACAGACACCAAAGCAUAACUUGCUACAGACAACAGGGUGUUAAUAGUAAUAACCUUAUCUGGUUACCAAUCGUGAAUAAUGUAGAUUCCAUGAUAACCGGAAGUGAAAUUACACACAAAGAAAAAAAUUCAAAUAAACAAUGCAGAUCGAAAAGUCAUGAAGGCGGAACACAUUCUAGUAGAAAACCGAGAAUACUAAGGAAUAUUAAUGUUCAGCCACCAAGCCCAGCGCAACACAAACAUAAUAUUGUGCUAGGUGUCCUAAAUUGUCGAUCAGUUAAGAACAAAACUCUUUCGCUAAAUGACUACAUUGUGUCUAAUAAACUGGAUAUUUUUGCAAUGACUGAGACCUGGUUAGGUUCUACUAUAGAUGAUAUUGUGAAACAAGAGUUAAUACCAACAAGCUAUGAUUUCCUUUAUCUCAAUAGAGAGAACCGGCGGUGUGGUGGUAUUACCAUAUUAUUCAGGAAAGAAAUUGACAUAAAACACCUCCCUAAUAAGGAACUGGAUAUUGACCAAUUUGAGUACAUGGAUUUUUCAGUAUGUCUGGAUAAAACAUGUAUCAGACUGAGUGUCAUUUAUAGGCCCCCGCCAUCAAAAACAAAUGACUUGCGAACCAGCCUAUUUUUUGACCAAUGGAAUUCUUACUUUGAUCAAACUGUCACCAUCCCUCAUGAGACUAUAAUAACUGGAGAUUUUAAUUUUCAUAUCGACGAUGAAAAUAACCCGAAUGCUGUACAGUUUCUACAAACAUUAGAAGAUCAUAACUUGACACAGCAUAUUACCACGGCUACCCAUAAUCGUGGACAUAUACUGGAUCUCCUCAUAACAAAAUCUGAAUCAACUAUAUUUAAGACCAAACCAUCAGUGCAAGAUCCAAACUUGUUCGAUGCACAUGGAAACUCGUUUUGUGAUCAUUAUUCCAUUCAAGCCGUGCUAUCAUGUAGCAAACAAAAGCGCAUCAAGAAAGAAAUAACUUUCCGCAAAUGGAAAAACGUUGACCUAGACGAGUUAUCAAAGGAUAUCAAUCUUGAAAUACCUGAUACAAGUUUGCCUGUUGCUCAAUUAGUUGACCAUUAUAACACCCCAUUACGAAACACUGUGGAAAAACAUGUUCCCUUAUGUACAAAAUCUGUUCUACUUCGACCAAACACCCAGUGGUUUUCCGAAGAACUCGGUGAUGCAAAACGCAAGAGACGCAGAGCCGAAAGAGUUUGGCGUAGGACAGGACUAGAGGUUCAUCGACAAAUUUUUAGGGACAUGUGUUCUACGACAGCCAGACUUGUCUAUAAAACCAAACAAGACUAUUUUUCUCAAAAGAUUGAAGAAUGCGGUAAGGACUACAAGCAACUAUUCAAAUUGUCGAAGACACUGAUGGGAAAACAACAGGAAAGUAUUCUACCAUCGUCGACAUCUAAUAGAGAGUUGUCUAACGCAUUCUCUGAAUUCUUCAUUAACAAAGUGGCCACAAUUAGAGAUGGUCUUAAAGAACUUACUACCUUUAACAUGGAAAGAACUAUGGAUAAGGAUAUUCCAUUCAGCGGCGAGCCAUUGCUGAACUUCAGACCCACAAGAAACGACGAAGUGAGAACAAUUCUAGGCAAAGCACCGACCAAAUCGUGUGAACUUGACCCACUCCCGACGUCGAUUUUAAAAAUGAACUUGGAUGCUAUAGUUCCAUUUAUUACCAACAUUAUAAAUAUCUCAUUCGACCAAUCAGAAGUACCAUCACUGUUCAAGGAGGCAUUAGUAAGACCAUUACUGAAGAAAUCUGGACUCGAUAAAGACUGUCUAUAA